AGCCACAGAUAGGACAGCACAGACGCACGUAUUGUGUAAUUUAUGGAAAACGAUUGAAGCGUUCGUGCGAAAAACCGAUUGAGCCAGUUUGUGGAAAACAAUUCUUGGAGUGUUUCGGUCAGCAGAAAAUACCUCUGUAGUCUCCUCCUGUGGCACAUUUAGCGGAAAGGCUUUACCUGGUGUUUCAGUUCGGACUGUGAAACACUUUGGAGAGGAACGCAGUGGAAACGCUUCAAAUGUAAAGCAGACGAGGCAGAAUUUGACCAAUCAAAUCGGAAUUUAAAAGUAUUUAAUCCAAAGAACACGCCUCUCUAACCUCUGCCCCUGAUGACUUCACCAUGACUUCUGAACUGGAGUGGAGACAAUAUACUUUUGUUUAGGAAGGGUGUGUCCUGGUGUUUCUUCCUUCUCACUCGGCCGCCUGCCAAGCCAGGGCUUGUACCCAUGGAGAUACCAGGGAGUAGGUCCAGUGUGAGGUGGGAUGUCUGGCCGUGAGUCUGUGGGAGACCUGAUCCCCCAGGACGUGGCGGAGGUGUUUGCCCAUGAGAGGCAAACCAAAGGGGGCCGUAGGAAGAAGCGUGGGGGCUCCCUGGGUCGGGCCUUCAGCUGGUUCAAGGGAAAGAAGAAGAAGGAGGUCAAUGCUAACGGACAGAUCCAGGACUUUCAUUCAGUUGGUCCAAAGACUGUCAAGAUCUCCCCACAGAGCCACAGCCAUGCAGUCCCAAAGCAGGAGGAUGAGGGGACUCACGUCCCUUCACACGUCCAGGAGAAUGUGUUCAUCGAGGGCAGCCGGCCCAAGUACCUGGAGGACCUGCACACUGAGGCCCAGGAGGGACUCAAACUUCAGCAGCAAGAAGAAACAAAUAAUGGGGUGGAUUACCAGGAUGACCAAAGCAUCGCUUCGACAGUCACCCGGCAGCCUGACGAGACUGAGAGUGACAGUUACAGAGAGAGGAGAGGCUCUUUGUCAGACAGCACUAUACUAGACACCAUGUCCCAGGUCUCAACACGCUCCGCUGUCUCCACACGGUCCUCACGGUCAGGACUGACCCGCCAAGCAUCAACCUUCAGGCCCCUGAAGUCAGAGAAGAAGCCAGAGAAGGCCAAGGCCAGGAGGAGACACAGGAGAACCACAGUUAUGGGGAUACCACAACACAUCCAGAGGGAACUGGGGCUGGAUAGAGCAUCAUGGGCAGCUCGUCAGGUUAUAGAUGAGGGCGGGCUCCAUAACGGGGAGAGCCUGGACAUCCACACCAUCGAUGGGCCUCACCUAGCUGAUUCCCAGGAGGGGGUGAGGAUAUAUCUCCAGUCUGUAGAAGGCCUGCAGCCCGUCAGUGAGGACCAGGUUCAGAAGUUCCCCUCCCGGGCCGGUCACACAGAUGACCUGGCUCUCCUCCAGCGCAUGGGCCCCCAGCUGUGCGGCCUGAAGAGGCCUAAUUCUCUGGCCGUCCCCUGGAUGACCACGGCGUCCGGCCUGCUGCACCAUCCCCCCAGCCCCGUCAUGUCCAUGUCCCCCCAGGCCACCUACAUGUCUAAGAUCAUCCCCAAUGCCGUGCUGCCACCCUCCAUCGACGUGGUGGAGAUUAGCCAUAACCGCAGCCGGAGCAGUGUCCGUACCGUCAGUAAGAGCAGACUCCUGCUGGCCAGCCCUGCCUCCUCCAGAGCCUCCUCCCGCGCCUCCGCCAUGUCCUCCGCCUCCCGAUACAACCCACCACACUUCUCUGACAGCUCUGGAUGGAGCCACUCUGAGUCCUCUGAGACCCUGGUGUCUGACUCCUCCACCGUCUUCUCCAACAGCACCACCAGACAGGGGGGGGAUGGGCAGGGCUCAUCCAGGGAGAUGGCCCUGGACAGAGAGAGUAUCCACUCCUCUGUUAGUAAGGCCUCCAGGACCUCAACCAUCAAAGGCAAGGGGAAAGCCAGAGGGGAUGAUGGGAAACAGGAGGGGCCCUUCAUCCGGAGCCUAUCUGUGAUGAAGUCCAAGAGGGCACCGGCCCCACCCAGCCGCUCCUACUCCUUACACAAGGACAAGAUGAAGCGGCGCUCGCGGGACCUGACUGACAUCAGGGUGGCUGCCCCUCCCCAAAGCAGCCCAGUCCGUGGUGGGGAGGCUAAGGCAGUCAGUGCUGUGGAGACCGGCUCUUCUCCCAUGCCCUCCAGUAACAAAAGUAGCCCUGGAUACGCAGCAGACACCAGCUCUCUGGAUGAGUCCUCGGGCUCUGUGACCAACUCCUUUAACACCCAACAGCAGGCAGCCAGGGAAGAGGAGAGGAAUGAGCAGCCAGGCUCCACAGGCUUCUCUCCCCAGAAACAGACCCCCCAGGAAAACAUCAUGAAGAAGACUGUUUCCCCCUCCAGCGGCUAUCCCAGCCCGGGUGGCAUGCCCACCCUCCCCUCCGAACAGACCCAUAACUCAUCCCCAGGAAACAAGAGGGGCAUCCUGGCCAAACUAGCAAGCAUUUUCCCCAAGGCACCAUCCCCAUCACCUGUUAUUCAGCCACAGGCCUCUGACAGCAGCAAGACGCCUCGUCCAUCCCCUCCAGUCAACAAUGUAACUUCCUCACCUUCAGUCAUGGCACUCAGAGAGCUGUUCAACAUCCCUCCCCCACCCAAAGUGUCUGCCCCCUCUCCUCCUCCCCCGGAGGUAUGGGCACACAACAAGCGCACUUUUGAACUGCUGCUAGGUCCCCCGGCCCCCAACAACACGGAUACGGUGGUGCGAAAGAACCCAAAGGAUCGACGACAGCAGAGGCAGUCUCCUUCCACAUCAAGAGAGGCUUCUGUUAAGAACGUGUCACCUGAGAGGAGAGGUGAGGAGUCUGCACCAGAGCAGGAGGCAGGAGGUGUGCUAGAGAGGGUCACUGAGCCUCUGUCUAAAGAGCAGACCGGUAAUCCAGCAGCACUAACAUCUGUGUCAGGAAAGGGUCAGGGAAGUCCAAAGAGCCAGGAAAAAGAUGGGUUGAGUCCAGUGGUUAUAGAAGUGGGAGAUAAAGGACCGACUCAAAUAGAGCCUUCUGAAGGAAUGAAAAGGAAUAGUGAAGUGGCACAGAAAGUUGAACAAGAGAGGGUACAAGGAAGUCAGUUGGUGGUUGAACCAGAGAAGGUCAAGGUAAGUCAGAUGAUAGGUAAACUAGAGAAGGUCCAGGCAAGUUGGUUGGUAAAUGAAAAGUCAGUGAACGCCUCAGUAGCUCCAGGAAGGGGCCUAGGAAAAGUAAAUACAGAAAUACAGACUCCUGCUACAGAGAAAAGGACUGAAGCUCAACUUAAAAUGGACAUGUUGUCUAUGCUUAGCCCUGCUCUAGCACGCGUCUCCCCAUCUCCUUCUCCUCCCCCAGCACACUAUCCUCCCCUUCCCCCUUCCAAACAGACCCCGCCAGUGACCAUACUUGGGGUCCCCUCAGCUUCUACACCCGCUCCAGAGCUCCCACUAGUCUACCCCACUGGGGAAUCCUUCUGGCCUCCUCCCCCACCUCCCAUGGACUUGGCCACCCUUGGCGAUGAGCUUGACCUCCCCCUUCCCCCACCACCCAGUGGUUGUGAGGAGGGGGUUAUUAUGACAGACCCUGUGCCCCCUGUUUCAGAGGGGACAGUGGGUGUUCCAAACCCUGCCCGACCUGCACCUCAGGAAGUUUCAUCUGUACCCCAGGGAAUACCGCAGCCCAGUCCAGGGAUCACAGAGUGCCAGAACCAAGAGAAGAAGUCCCUCAGCAAGAGCUCUCCCACUCCCCCAGAGGAGGCCCCCACUCCUGUGGUCACCCCCUCCCUUCUGCAGAUGGUCAAGCUGAGGUCUGUCAAUAAUGGUGACCAGGGUCUGAAAAAAGACCAGAGUCAGGGACAGAACCAGACAGAGGUCACUUUGAGGGCCAAACAACCCAGUAACGGGGAGGCUCCCCAGAAGCCUAUUCGAAGGUCUCUGAUCAUGACAGCUCCCCCUCCCACUGUCACAUCCCCACCUACUACUGUUGUCUCACAACUUCCCACAGCCACUGUCCCAGUGGCAGCCCUAACCUCAGCCACUGUCCCAGUGGCAGCCCUAACCUCAGCCCCAACCACAGCCAAGUUCCAGCCCAGCAUAGUUCAUUUACCCUCAAAGUCAUCUAUUGUCACCUCUCCUACAAGUAAGUCUCCUCCUGCCUCAGCCACCAUGAGGAUGCAGGAGGCCAUUCGCUUGAGGACAGAGGCCAGAAGUAAAGAGGGGCCUCCCUCUCAUCUCAGCCUGCACUCCCCAACUUCACCAACAGGUCUCAAGUUCCCCUCAUCUACCGCCAGUUUCAUCUUCGCCAAGAGCACAAAGAAGGUUGUCAUAGAGACCCUCUCAACCCCUGAGGCCCAGGCCAAUCUCACAAAGAACCUGGUGGCUGAGCUUUCAUCCAUGUCAAAUCCAGCCAAGUCCACAGAAACACAGAAAGAGGUAGCAGUCAAGGUGCCGCCACCUGUGGCAAGAAAACCCAGGCUUAAGGUCACAGAUGCAGAGCCCAGUGUGGAGACUGAGCAUGUGCAAACUGCGGGACAGGAAGCACAGCCAGCAGACAACACUGAGGGUUCUCCAGAGGCUCCAAACGGGACAGCAGUAAGUGUUGAAGUGUCACCACCAUCAUCAUCCACAUGAGCAACACUGCCACUUGGCAAGGACUAAUCAUUCACAAAGACAGACUGACUUUUACCUGUAAAUUGAGAAGACCCAAUGUGUCAAACACCAUAUGUCAAUCACAAUAUGCAAGAGGGAGAGAGAUGGAUCAAGGGGUGAGUGGAUGAGAACUACAGAGCCUUCUGAAGACAAGGCAACAGGACAUAGCUAAAUGUUGCCCUCUCAACAACAACAAAAACAAUCCUUUGAGUUUAUAUGGAAAUGGUGUUGGACUUUAAUUUCUCUAAUACUAUUUUUCUAUUUUAGAGUAUUUUUCUUUGUCAGAAGGACUUGUUACUGGUCUGAUGAACAAUAGACAGACAUGGACAGCAUGCUGGUCUAGGUACAAGUCUAGGAUACCCUCUAGUGUCAACUAUGGAAUGUUACAGCUACUGCCGUUUGGUACACAAAACAAUGAGGAGGUUUAUAAUCCACUUGUCUGGAUUAUAUACCAGAAUGUUGUAUUUUUAUAUAUUCAUAUCAUUAUAAGAUCAUGCACUAUUAAAUUGUGUUAAGUUCCCAUUUCAUCCUUCAUGUUUUUGCAUUAAACAUUAUUUACCUAAGAUCUUUUUCCUGUAGACAUCUACCAUUACAUUUUGGGAGAGAAAAAAUAUUUCGUUUUUUUCUUUUGUUCUACGUUUCAAUAUAUGUCAAUAUUUUAUGAAGUCAUCUGAUGUCAUAUUUCCUUAUCUCCCUAGCAACUAAAAUGAUGUCAUCAGAACUGGAUGAUGUCAAUUGUUCUGAGGAUGAGAAUCCCAAUUCAUGUUUUGUUUCUGUUGUUGAUAUGAAUGUACAUAGACUUGUACUGGAAGCUCACCCAGUGUGUAAAUCAAAUCUCCGUCUUUCUCUAGGAGUAUUUUGGCAAAUAGGUAUUUGUCUUGUUUUUAAUUACUUGUCCCUCAGAUUUAGAUACAUUUCCUUUCAACCAGAUUGGAGCUAUAUUAUACAUUGCAUUUAUGUUGCUAAAUUGUCCAGAAAUUGGGAUAUUCCUCAAGUGAAUGAAAUCUGCUUUGAAAGUACUAAAUAUUAUUCAAAGUGAUUUCAAUGAUAAAUGAUUAUGAAAAAUUAUUAAGUAUAGUUUCACUUAUUUCAAUAUAACAGAAUAAAUUGAUUUAUUCACAAUGAA
Salmo salar (Atlantic salmon) is the source of this 5753-nucleotide messenger RNA. The record is from RefSeq and is a predicted model, not a curated record. NCBI's taxonomy places the organism in Eukaryota, Metazoa, Chordata, Actinopteri, Salmoniformes, Salmonidae.